Molecule: messenger RNA, 600 nt
Organism: Pocillopora damicornis (cauliflower coral)
Lineage: Eukaryota; Metazoa; Cnidaria; Anthozoa; Scleractinia; Pocilloporidae
Source: RefSeq, a predicted model, not a curated record
AUGAGCAGAAGUCGACCUGAAAACUUUCAGCAAAGGAAAAUGUUUGUCUACGCUGAGAAACUCCCUGAUCUGAGAUGGAAAAGAAUCACUAAGUCAUGGAUUGACAGCGCGCUCACGGGAGGAGUUACAUUGACCUACGAUGAAGAAAAUAAUGGGCUCACCAUUUCAGGACGAGUGACGUCAUCUGGCUGUGGAUCUGCACCACCGUCUGGGGCCUUGACUCUCAUUAAAGGAUGCUGGACAAUGAUAAAGUAUACCCAAGAAUUUCGCGGAAGAUCGUCAUGCUGGAGCAUUUUUGGCGAUGAAUGGUACGGUGGACUAUAUAUCUCCAACACGUCGACAGGAUUGUAUCCGUUCAAUGCAAAAGCAGGAGACGUCAUUACAGAUGAGUACCGCAUGGGUUUAAACUCACACGCAUUUGAUGGUAAAACUAGAAGAUGCGACAAAUUGGCAACAAAUUUCUGGAGAAGUCAAAAGGGCUUGCGGCGCGCAACGGUUGUUCUCAGAAGAAAACCGAUGGCAGAGAAGGCUGGAAUUUUCACUGGUACCUCGUGCGGGACACCAACAUACAAGAUCAGGGAUAUUUAUGUAUACUUUUAG